AUGGUGUUCGUAAGUUCCGCCGUCCUGGGAGCGGCGGCCGGGACGGGGCUUGCCCUGCUGGUGGCCGUCACCAUCGUCAUGUACCGCUACUACGUGGUCCGCCGAAAGGGCAAGGAGUGGGCCGAGCUGGAUCGGUUGGAGGAGAAAAAGGCGGCCCGAAAGAUCAACCUGCAGGACUGUAACGUGACGAGCGGAUCGGUACCGGUCCAGCCGGCCAGCAGUGUCGUCCAUCACUCGAUCAGCUCCGAAACGCUCGCCACCGGUUCGGUCGAGGUAACGCCAAACCCGCUUCAGCCAUCGAACUCCGGUGCCGCGAAGAAGUCCUACGGCACUGGGACGGCUACGGCUUGCCGACCGCACCCUGGACGGACGUCGGCAGCAUCGCGCAACAACAGCAUGGAGAGUGUCCAUUCGAGAAGCUCGAGCUAUCGGGAAAGUGUGCCAAAGUUCAUGACUCACGCAAACAGUGACACGCGCUCUACGACGUCGGACAACCUCAUUCUGAGGAAAUCUCGAUCCCCAAGUCCGAUGCGUACCUUCAGCCUCGAGGGUCGUUUUCCCAUCGGUUCUGCUGCGGGCUUUGGGGUCGAUGUGGGAGCGGCAGAGCGCGGUAGUAAGGGUAGCUUGGCCUCGGUCAUCAGUGUUAACCCGCGGGACAUCAACUCGCCCCGGAAGCGCAACAGCACGUUCUCGGGCACGGGCGAACUGUGCGCUCCGGAUUCGCCGAUCGGGUCCAUUCGCUCCGAUAGCAGCCGGGGCUCACCGAGAAAGCGCGUCCCGGUGAUACUGGCCGCCAACGAUAUCCAUUCCGUGAUGGGACGAUUCCAUCUGCGCUUGAAGUACGAAGGCGGUAAGGAGGAACUGAUGGUGCAUCUCGUCGAAGCUCAAGACCUUACGCCGACCGGUGACGGUGGGUUCCGUGAUCCGUACGUCAAGAUGUUCCUGGAACCGGACGAGGAGCAGCGCACCCAGCAGACGGCGGUACAUCGCACCGAGACCCAUCCGUACUUCGACCAGCAGCUUUCGUUCCCGUUGAAGCCUCGCAACUUGGUGAAGAGUAGCUUCGUGUUGCAACUGCUCGAUUACGAUCGCUUUUCGCACGACGAGGUGGUCGGUGAGAUUCGGUUCCUGCUCAACACGCUCGACCUGUCCGGCUGCGAGCUGUGGGGGGAUCUUAUUGCCGUCCGGCGACCGACCGAGUCGGCGACCGAGCUGCUCAUCUCCCUCAGCUAUCUGCCGCAAGCCGAGCGACUGACGGUGGUCGUGAUGAAGGCGAAGAAUCUCUCCAUUUCCCACGAGCCAUUCGUGAAGCUCUACCUGCUGGUGAACGAUAAGAGAGCGAAAAAGCGCAAAACCAGCGCGAUCCGUGCCCUCGACCCGACCAACCCGAUCUGGAACGAAGCCUUCACGUUCGAGCUGCCGGCCUCGCAGUUGCAGGACGCCGGCGUGGAGCUGUUCGUCACGUCGAACGAAGGCGAAGGUCAGGACCUGGGCUGUGGCGUGGGGCUGCGUGAAGGUGGCAGCGGCACGCAGCACUGGCAGGAUCUGAUGCAAAACAGUCGCAAACCGAUCGCCAUGUGGCACGUGCUGCGAUAA
This is a messenger RNA of Anopheles cruzii, 1596 nucleotides long. Its product is annotated as synaptotagmin-8. Gene Ontology annotation, biological process: calcium-ion regulated exocytosis; regulation of calcium ion-dependent exocytosis; regulation of dopamine secretion. NCBI's taxonomy places the organism in Eukaryota, Metazoa, Arthropoda, Insecta, Diptera, Culicidae. Bases 1 to 1596 code for a protein of 531 amino acids. Gene Ontology annotation, molecular function: calcium ion binding; calcium-dependent phospholipid binding; syntaxin binding. The record is from RefSeq and is a predicted model, not a curated record. The transcript is spliced from 6 exons.